Molecule: messenger RNA, 2453 nt
Organism: Choloepus didactylus (southern two-toed sloth)
Lineage: Eukaryota; Metazoa; Chordata; Mammalia; Pilosa; Megalonychidae
Gene: LMF2
Product: lipase maturation factor 2
Exons: 14
Coding region: 49-2139 (696 amino acids)
Biological process (GO): protein maturation
Cellular component (GO): endoplasmic reticulum membrane
Source: RefSeq, a predicted model, not a curated record
GGGGCCUGGCGGCAGGCGGGCUUCUCUCCAGCAGGCCGCGUAGCGGACAUGGCGGGCUCCCGGCUCCCGCGGCGGCUCUUCCUCCAGGGCGUGGCCGCCGUCUACAUGUUCGCCUUCGCUUCCCUCUACACACAGAUCCCGGGUCUGUACGGCCCCGAGGGACUCCUGCCUGCGCGGAGGACGCUGCGGCCCCAGGGCAAGGGGCGCUGGCGGCAGCUGUGGGAGACGCCGACGCUGCUGUGGGAGGCCCCGCGGCUAGGGCUGGACACUGCCCAGGGCCUGGAGCUGCUGAGCCUGCUGGGCACCCUGCUGGGCCUCGGGGCACUGCUGCUGCGCCGGCUGCGCCAUCCCCUCGUCUACCUGCUGCUCUGGGCCGCCUACCUGUCUAUUUGCCAGGUGGGCCAGGUGUUUCUCUAUUUCCAGUGGGAUUCUCUGCUGCUGGAGACUGGCUUCCUGGCUGUGCUGGUGGCCCCGCUAAGGCCUCCCCCAGACCGCAAGCAGGCCCCCCAAGGCGGGCUGGCCACGGCCUCGCCCCACGAAGCCCUCCCCUUCUGGCUCGUCCGCUGGCUGCUGUUCCGCCUCAUGUUCGCCUCGGGCGUGGUGAAGCUGACCAGCCGCUGCCCCGCGUGGUGGGGGCUCACUGCCCUCACCUACCACUACGAGACACAGUGCCUGCCCACGCCCGCCGCCUGGCUGGCCCACCACCUCCCCGUGUGGCUCCACAAGCUCAGCGUGGUGGCCACCUUCCUCAUCGAGAUCGCCGUGCCGCCCCUGUUCUUCGCCCCCAUCCGCCGCCUGCGCCUGGCGGCCUUCUACUCCCAGGUCUUGCUGCAAGUCCUGAUUAUCAUCACCGGCAACUACAACUUCUUUAACUUGCUGACCCUGGUGCUCACCACGGCCCUCCUGGAUGACCAGCACCUGGCCACUGAGCCCGGCCGGGGCCACCGCAAGAAGGCACCUGCCUCCUGGCCCAAGGCGCUUCUGGCCGUGCUGUCCCUGCUGGUGGAGCUGGCCGUGUACGGGCUGCUGGCCUGCGGCACCAGCCUCUACUUUGGCUUGGAGGUUGACUGGGAGCAGCGCUUCAUCCACUCCAAAACCACCUUCACCUUCCACCAGUUCUCCCAGUGGCUGAAGACCGUGACGCUGCCCACCAUGUGGUUGGGUGCAGCCUCCCUGGCCUGGGAGCUGCUGGCCGCCUUCUGGAGGUGGACCCGGGUGCAGGGGUGGCUGCAGAAGCUCUGGGCUGUGGUCCAGCUGUGCGUCCUCGGCUCCGCCACGGUGGCCUUGUUCACAGUCAGCCUGGUGCCGUACUCCUACGUGGAGCCGGGCACCCACGGGCGCCUCUGGACGGGUGCCCACCGUCUCUUUGGCGCCGUGGAGCACCUGCAGCUGGCCAACUCCUAUGGCCUCUUCCGCCGGAUGACUGGCCUGGGCGGGCGGCCGGAGGUGGUGCUAGAGGGCAGCUAUGAUGGCAGCCACUGGACGGAGGUCGAGUUCAUGUACAAGCCGGGGAACGUGAGCCGGCCCCCACCACUCGUGACCCCCCACCAGCCGCGGCUCGACUGGCAGAUGUGGUUCGCGGCCCUGGGGCCGCACACGCACAGCCCCUGGUUCACAAGCCUGGUCCUCCGCCUGCUGCAGGGCAAGGAGCCAGUGAUCCGCCUCCUGCAGAACGACCCCAUCAGGUACCCCUUCCACAAGCAGCCGCCCACCUAUCUCCGGGCCCAGCGCUACAAAUACUGGUUCUCGCAGCCCGGGGAGCAGGGCCGUUGGUGGCGCCGCCAGUGGGUGGAGGAGUUCUUCCCGGCCGUGUCCCUGGGGGACCCAGCGCUGGAGACGCUGCUCAGACAGUUCGGGCUUGAGGACAGGAGCCCACCCCGGCCGCGCGGCUCCGGCGGCGUGCUGCCCCAGGCCUUGCGCUGGGUGCGGACGCAGCUGGCUCCCCUGGAGGCGCCCGCCCUUCUCUGGGGGCUCCUGGUGGCUGCUGGUGCUGCCGGGGCGGUGCAAGCCCUCCUGGCCCCCCAGGCUGCCCCGCCUGCCAAGGAGGAGAAGCACAGGCCGGCCCCCGAGAAGUGUGAGCCUGCCGGCCCAGCCUCUGAAGGCUGCAGCGGCACUCGGGCCUCCCAGCGGAAGAAGUAGCCGGUUCCAUGGCCCCAGCACAGCCCAGGCUCCUCCAGGACGGGACCCACCACGAGUGUCUUCCCCACGGCCACGUGGAUGAGGCCAGGGAGCCCCACAGGCUCAGCUCCGCCCCUCCCCAGGGCCACUCAGUGGCUCAGGACGCAUCCUCCCCACAACCUGGUGACCCGGCGAUGGAGACCCUUCCCGCCAGCCAACUCUGCCCAGCCCCUCUCGGCAGGAUGGCGCGAGGCCAAGGGUCUGGAGACACCUGGGUCACUGCAGCCGCUCGUGCCGUCCGGACCCAGGAACUAAUAAAGUCAGUUUCCACUUUG